ACGAAACAAAUAUAGUUAGAAGGUUUGAGCUCCAAGGCAUCCUCAAGGAUUGCUACCUGCCCUAAAAAUGGAAUUGGAUUUGGGAAAGAUGCGCAUCGGAACUGGGCUUCAGUUAUUCCAAUCUCAAGCACCAAUCUUUGGCAUCUCCCUUAGCAGGAUUUCAUUCCAUCGUGAAAUUUUGAAAUCAUAGAUAUCAGAGACAUUAUAUCUGGUGUGAAUCCAUGGCCAAUCGCAGGAAGCUUUCCUUCGAUCUCCUGCGCUAUGUAGACGUUCCCGCUCCCAAUGAGGAUGCACUCGCCAUUAAAUCACACAGCCGGAGACGCAGACACAAGAAAAAGUCUGUCAAUUUUGCCCACGCAACACUAGACAAUGGCCAGAUUUACAGUAAUGACGCACUUCAUUUGGGAGACUCGUCCAGCCUGAGGAAAUGUGCCACUGUUGACAUCGGGUGCCUUGCGGAUCUUUCAAUGGACGCAGCUCAGCAAUUGGCCGUUUCAGAUGCUGUUGAAAUGGUUGAUGGAACAAUUUUAAGCUGCUCACACGACGCUAAUGGUAAUGAGCCUGACACGCUCAAUUCCCUGUUAGGGCACGCCGACGGACCAAACGGAAUUUUGCAUUUCGAGCGAGUUGAUUCGGUUGAAUCGGAGGGCGUGGAAGGGCUGGAACGUUCGUUUUCGAUCGCAUACUCAGUUGUUGAAGAUGUUUCAAAUAAGCUCGAAUCAGGGCUUUUGGAGCAAGUAUCUCCCGCUGAGAGUAAUUGCAAAGUAGGGUUUUUGGAACAGAUUUCCCCUGCUGAAUUGAGGCAGCGGAAUGUUAAUGUUAACGCCGACGCUGUGGAGGGAAAUGGAGAUGAGAUUGUGGAAGAGGUGAAGGAGAGGGGGAGUGGUGCGUUGAAGGAGCCGCAGCCUGAGAAGAAAGCUUCUCACGCAACCCCUCAGUUGCUGGAUUGGGAGCGUGUGAUGGCUGAAACCUCUGAAUUUCCUAUAUACUCUGCCAUGUCCCCUUUAGGAUAUUUUUUAAGGGAAAUUAACAGAGGCAACUCUUUGCGCAGCACAACAUCGGUGGGGAACGACAAGGAAAGACAGAAGGUUUACAAUACCAUGUUCCAUGUUCCCUGGCGAUGUGAACUGCUCAUUGAUGUAGGAUUUUUCGUAUGUCUUGAUUCUUUUCUUUCAUUAUUGACUAUCAUGCCAGCGAGGAUAUUAGGAUUCUUCUGGAGAUGCUUGUCUGUCAGGCAGUUCCAGAUACCAUUGGCUGAUGACCUUUCAGACUUUGGGUGCUUUGUGGUGUUAAUUUGGGGAGUGACACUUUUACAAGUUACAGAUAUUAGCCUAAUUUACCAUUUUAUUCGAGGACAGGGCACAAUAAAACUUUAUGUGGUGUACAAUGUCUUAGAGAUAUUUGAUAAACUGUGCCAAUCAUUUGGAGGGGAUGUACUUCAAGUACUUUUCAAUUCAGCAGCAGGAGUUGCAAGUAGUUCAAAGGAGCAUAUGGCAAUGGAAAUUAUGCGCUUUAUUUUGGAUGAAGCUAUUGCUGUUGUUGCCUUCAUUGUGCAUUCUUUCAUUAUUUUAGCUCAAGCAAUUACUCUAUCAGCUGCAAUAAUAGCCCAUAACAAUGCCUUGAUGGCACUACUUGUAUCCAAUAACUUUGCUGAGAUUAAGAGCAAUGUUUUCAAGCGGGUGAGCACAGAGAAUUUGCACAAGAUGGCCUAUUACGAUACUGUGGAGAGAUUCCAUAUCAUGGCUUAUGUCAUAUUUGUAUUGGCUCAAAAUAUUUUGGAAGCAGAAAGUCCAUGGUUGUGGAGUUUCGUGAUGAACUCAUGCAUGAUAUGGAGCUGUGAAGUUCUCGUGGAUGUUAUCAAGCAUGCAUUUCUUGUAAAGUUUAAUGAGAUAAAACCGGAUGCUUAUUCAGAAUUUCUUGAAGCUCUUUGUAAACAGACUUUAAACAAUCAAUCACAUGAAGCUCAUAAGGCAUUGACCUUUGUUCCUCUUGCACCAGCAUGCGUGGUUAUUAGAGCCUUGACACCAAUUUAUGCUUCACGUCUUCCCUUUGGCCCAGUUUGGUGGAGAUGGUUUUGGAUUGUUCUGCUAUUUACAGUGACAUAUUUAAUGUUGGCAAGUUUGAAAGUUGUAGUCGGUCUUGGCUUGCAGACUCAUGCUAGAUGGUAUAUUCGUAGGUGUCUUCGAAAACAAAGACACUUACAUGCUGAUUAGUUAUAUAUUUUAUAUCAAUAGUUUUUAUUCUGGUUUGCAUUAAUAUGAGAUGAUUGCUAAUGAUGGAAUUUUGAAUAAAAACUAAGUUAACUGGAGCCACCAUUGCAUGUUUGCUGAUCCCAAACCCACAAAUAGUAAAUGGGCAGUAUUGCUAUAUUCCUAUUUACUUUCUAUGUGGACUGUGGGACUCGAUUCCUAUUCAUGUUUUUCUAGUUAUUCAGAAAUCAAUAUGAUGGGAUAUUUAAGCAAGCUUGAGAACAAGAAAGAUACAUCCAGAUUGUGAGGAUUGUGAGUA
Messenger RNA from Cryptomeria japonica (Japanese cedar), 2508 nucleotides. Its product is annotated as protein POLLEN DEFECTIVE IN GUIDANCE 1. Lineage: Eukaryota; Viridiplantae; Streptophyta; Pinopsida; Cupressales; Cupressaceae. Gene Ontology annotation, cellular component: endoplasmic reticulum membrane. Gene Ontology annotation, biological process: maintenance of protein localization in endoplasmic reticulum. Bases 222 to 2213 code for a protein of 663 amino acids. The record is from RefSeq and is a predicted model, not a curated record. The transcript has 10 exons.